Messenger RNA from Acanthosepion pharaonis, 981 nucleotides. Lineage: Eukaryota; Metazoa; Mollusca; Cephalopoda; Sepiida; Sepiidae. The record is from the annotation of a GenBank genome assembly.
AUGGCAUCGAAAGAAAUAUCCCAUAAUAUGACCGUCGUAAAUAAUACAGCUGGCGGGAGUGCCGUGUUUUUACUUAAUUUCCCUCCCUCUCUCUCUCUUUCUCUCUCUCUUUCACUCACAAUUUUCUAUCCGUUUCUACCUCUCUAUUCCUAUCUCUCCCUUUUUUGUACUUAUUUCUCUUACUGGUUCUUUCUACAUUUAUUUUUAGUUUUAUUCGUUCUAUAUCGCUUUCACUGUCUCUCUGCACGUCUCUCUACUUCUUUAUCCUACUGUGUGCGUGCGAACGGGUGUAAGCGCGCGCGCUCGCGUGCAUUAUUAUUCCUUUUUUUCCAAUCUCUAUUUUUCUACUCGAUCUUUUUCUUUUCUUUUCUCUUCACGUAUCCCCCUCCCCCCCUCCUCUCUCUCUCUCUCUCUCUCUCUCUCUCUCUCUCUCUCUCUCACUUUAACACUAAUUCUAUUAACCUAUUCUUUAUACAAUUUGGGAACAUAUUUGACUACGUACCUGUCUAUCUCUCCUCAUUCUCUCAUUUCCUUUCUAUCUCUAUUUUCCAUUUUAUACUUCUUACUCAUUCUCUUUUCUCCUCCCACUCUCAUACACACUCUCUCUCUCUGUCUCUGUCUCUCUCUCUCUCUUUCUUUCUUUCUUUCUCUCACACACACACGCCCGCGCGCUCUCACUCUAAUACUAAUUCUCUCAUCACUUUAUGCUUUAUACAAAUUGGGAACCUCUUUACCUACAUCCCUGCCUAUCUUUCCUCCUUCUCCCGCUCCCUUUCAAUCUCUAUUUUCCCUCUAAUACUUUUAACUCACUCUCUUUUCUCCUCUCACUCACUCACUCACUCACUCACUCCUCACUCACUCGCGCUCACUCUAUUUCUCUCACUCUAUUCUUUAUACAAAUUGGGAAACUAUUCAACUACAUUCCUGCCUAUCUCUCCUCCGCCCCCGGCUUCUAUUCUAUCUCUAUUUUCCACUCUAUAA